Messenger RNA from Zea mays, 3091 nucleotides. Its product is annotated as DDT domain-containing protein DDR4. Gene Ontology annotation, biological process: regulation of DNA-templated transcription. Lineage: Eukaryota; Viridiplantae; Streptophyta; Magnoliopsida; Poales; Poaceae. The transcript is spliced from 12 exons. The record is from RefSeq and is a predicted model, not a curated record. Bases 70 to 2349 code for a protein of 759 amino acids. Gene Ontology annotation, cellular component: RSF complex.
GCCCCUCUCCUCUCACCUCUACGACGCGGAAUCCCAUUUUUACCCUUCUCACCUCCUCCGCUCCCUCCCAUGGCUUCCACCUCCGCCUCCUCGGCCCCCGUCUCCCCCUCCCACCCAAACCCUAACCCUACCCCCGACGCAGAUCUCCCAUCUGAUCGCCCCAUGCCCGACGCCGACGGCGGAAGUGGAGGCGCCUCGCCCGCUUCCCCGGAGAAGCGGGAGGAGGAGGAGGAGGUGCCGGGGGAGGUGGCGGCGGCGGCGGCGGCCGUGGAGCAGCCGACCCCGCGGAAGACGCGCCUUCCGCGUGCUUGCAACAACAAGCCCAAACCUCCUCCUCCGCCGCCGCCGCCCGAGCGUCCGCGCCGCCGUGCCGCGGCGGCGGGCGGCGCGGACGAGACGCCGCAAUGCCGCGUGGUCACGCCGCUCGUGUCGGAGCCCGAGGCGCCCGCGGAGCUGCCCCGCUGGCGGCUCCGCUGCAUGUGGGAGCUCGGCUCCGUCCUCAACUUCCUCCACGUGUUCCGGCCUCUGCUGAACAUCACUGGUGAUUUCACGGCUGAGGAGCUCGAGGUGGCGCUUAUCACUCCCAACGAGAUUCUAGAUGAUGUGCAUAUGCCACUGCUAAAGUCAAUUCCUCCUGUAACUCGCAUGGCUAUGGGACGUGGAACCUGGGUGACUGUCCUGUGCAGAAAGCUGAAGGAUUGGUGGCAUUGGGUUGCAGAAGGUGAUCUGCCAAUUGUUGCAUCUCAUGGAACUGAAAUUGAGACGUACAAAACUAUAGAACCAGCUAUUCGUUUACUAAUCUUGAAAGCGAUAUGUGAUAUCCGUGUUGAGCAAGAGGAUAUUCGGAACUUCAUUGACAGUUCUCUUAAGCAUGGACAGAACUUUUCUACCUUUCGUAAAGAUCGGAUUGGAGGGGAUUCCCUUGGAAUCUCAUACUGGUAUGAAGAUGAUGAGAUUCUCGGGCAUAGAUUGUAUCGUGAAAUUAGACGAGUAGAGCAGGUCAAGAAGGAGCCAGGAAAGAGGUCUAGGGGAAAAGGAGGAUCUUCAGCUAUUUCAGUCGUGUCCUACCAGUGGGAAACUGUUGCGUCCACUUUCGACGAGUUUGAUGAUGUGGCAGAAAAACUCUUUUCAAGUCGGAACAGGACAGAGGUUUCACUUGGAAAGAAGCUGAAGAUUGAAUAUCUUCCAGAGAUAGAAAAGAUCCAUAAAAAGAAAGAGAGGUUGCUCAAAAAGCAACAGAGAGAAGCUCUCCUUCUUGAUAGCUACUUGACAUCAGAUGGACUUACCACCGGCCGUUCUCUCCGUGAUAGAAAGCCCGUGACUUAUACAUUUGAUGACUAUGAUCGCUCAAUAAAUGAAGCCAUCAAAAUUACGAAAAAAAGAGAGGAGAACUCAGCUGAGCCUGUUGCUACUACUGCCAAUAGAAGGGUGCUUCCUCCAAGAGCGGAGGCAGCAAGCAAUGGGAAGCUAAAUAAUGGUCCCUCACCAACAACCAACGACUCGGAUGAUGGAAAUUCUUCAAAAUCAGAUGACGACCGAGACAGCGACGGUGAACAAGAAAAUGAGGCACUUGAUCGCAGCAACCGGAGGAGGAAAAGAUCUCAGAGAUACACACAGGACUUUGUUGAGGCUGUCUCGGAUAUUGAUCCUAACUUUGACAGUGACGACGAUAUCAUGGGAGAAGCAGUGUAUGAUGAGGAAUAUCUGAGAAGUCGCAAACAGAAUAAGACAUCAAGCGCUUCUGAAGAGGAUGAGGAGUUCCGGUUGGAAGAAGAUGGUGAAGAUGAUGAUGAAGAAGAGGAAUAUUCAUUGAGUACCAGUGAAGAUCUAGAGGAGCCGCAACGGCAUAAAAAAUUGGAAACUCGUGGCCGGCGAGGUACCAAGCUGAGGUCAGUUGAUGAAAUCCAAACAGGUCUCAGACGCAGCAAGCGUUCUUCUCGUCCUCGUAUUAACUAUCACCAAUAUGAUUUUUCUGACUCGGAUACGGGGCCUGGAAAGGCAAAGAAAUCUGAUGCAUCAGAUUCUGAAGCUGGCUCUGAUGCCGAGAAUGAUAUGGAGCUCUCGACAUCGAGUCAAGAGGGAGAGGAAGAAGAGGAUGAUAGUCAUGAUGAAGAAAAUGGUAAUAAUGUGAAUGAUAAAAUGGAUGAGGACCACACCGUGGCAGAAAAUAAAGUAGAACCAGAGGAGGAGGAGCAGAAGGAGCAGCCGCCUAUAGAGAAGAUGGAUGCUCCCAGCACGGAAAGUAGACGUGUAGGAAGAACAUUCCUAGAUCUAAACGAGCUUGCACCUGGAGGUGGCUUUGAUGAGAGCCCAAGCUUGACAGUGAAAGAUGACAUAGACAACAUUUAGGGAAUAAAGUUUUUUUUGAUACAUUUGAGUGCUGUUGGUCAGUUUUCUGACUUCGAAGCAAGGGUGGCAGAUCGAUGGGUUUGAGCUUAUGGCUGUUUUCAUUGAUUUGCAGUAACAGGACAAGCGAGGUUCCACUUGAAGUGACUUUGAGCUUCUUCGGUGCUUAUGUCAUACUCGGAGGUGCUUAUGUUAUACUUGGAGGCCAUGAGGAGGGUAGUUUUGCUUUUGAUUAUGUAUACUACAUGACGGUCGCAAUCGAUCACAGCUGUAUUAUGGCCAGGCUGAUGCUGCGUUGAGGCCGGUCUGUAGGAUAUAAAUUUAUUGCCUCCACUUAUUUAGUCUUAGGCAUGGUGAUGUCAAUGAGAUCAUGGAGGGAAACCUGUACUCCGAGUGCAGUGCAGUUCGUCCGUCGGCAUUCGCGAGACCUUUUCCACUUGUAGAUUGUAGGUUUUGAGACCGAGCAGGAUUAGUUCUGUAUCUAAAUCUGACAGUCUGAUUUUUUCCCCCGUCACACCUGUGACCUGUGUAGCUGACACUGAGCUGUCCUUGAUGGAGAAGAUGCUGCAUGUAUUGAGCUGAUGUUGUAGCCUAUGGACAUGUCCAUUACACUGACUGAGAGUGGCUGGCCUGGACUGGAGAUUGCUAAUUUGCUGUAUGGUUCAUAAAAUCCGUAUCCUCUCUGCAUAUUUGGUUAGUCACAAAACUAUGCAAGAUAAAUGAUCUAGGUGCUCUGUUCCAUUAA